CCCACCCCUGCCUCUCUUCUGCCCGACUCCCUCAGGAUAUUUUUAGCGCUGAUGAUGUGCCCUGUCAAAUCACGUAACGGAAACAACCUCAGAGCUAAAGAAGCAGAGCCGCUGAGGAGAGCCCGCUCUGCUCCGUUUUUAUUGUGAUCUGCAGGGGAAAGCCGCGAAGGAGAUGACAUCUGAAAUAAAUUUGGCGUUUUGUGUGUUGGUGGUGCUUACCGGCUCUUUGCAGACAAGAGGUCAGAGCAGUGCUUUUCCUCCUGUCCUCACCCUGGCUGCCCUCCCGAAUCAUGCUGGAAGCUCAGCAUCUCCUGACUUGACAGAGGAUCCUGGGAAUGAGGUCUCGCAGCAGACACAUAAUCCCGCAGGCGGGGAUGAAACCUCAACCCAAACCACCACCAUUACCAAGACAGAAGGGACGGUCCUUUCAGCGACUGCGACAACAAAUGCAGUCUAUACAACACACUUGUUGACCGCAAGCUCUGCAGUGGCUACAUUUGAACACACAAAUGAACCUGUCGUCAUGACUUCACCUUCAGCCCCACUUUCAGCUGCCACAGAUAGCCUUUCUUCUGCGCCGACUGUACAGAGCACCACACCUCCGCAGCACAUCGCAACCACAGAUGGCAGAGCCAUUCUGACCACGGAUCCCCUCACAACCUUUUCAUCUCAGUCAGCCCACACAGUGCAGGAUACAAGCACCACAGCCCACGCCUCCACCAUCCAGCCACAGUCUGAAUCACUAACCACAGCCACCGCACAGCCGACAACCACAGGACGCCCUUUGACCUCAGCUCCACGCCGGGAUCCUGCUGGGCCAACGCACCGGGAGGUCCCAUCUGAGCUUAAUAUUGGAGAUGACGAACUCAAGGGGCCCCGCUACCGCUUAAGCUCCCCUUUAGACCCCCUGCUGGCUGGUCUGCUGUCAGUGUUCAUCGUCACCACUGCUAUCGUCUUCGUCAUCCUCUUCCUCAAGUUCCGCCAGCGAACAAAUCACCCAGAGUUCCAUCGGCUGCAGGAUCUACCCAUGGAUGAUUUGAUGGAGGACACGCCACUCUCCAGAUACACCUACUAACGGAAGCAUCCUGUCACCCCCUUCCACUACUUAGAGAACAGAAGCCAAGCAGACACCAAAGGAAGACCAGUGUGGAUCUGAAGAAAAGCCUUUGCCUGGAUGCACCUGCAUCUCUGCAGACGAGUUUUGGGUCAGUGAUCAUAAAUAUGUAUCUGCGGUUCCAUGAGACGGAUCCAUAAAGUCUCUUAAUUAGGAGGUUUCAGAACUACUUUUUUCCACAUUCCCGGAGAUUUUCAGUCCAGUGGAAACUCUUUGAGUAACUAGUGCCUCUGCACCAUGGAUGUAUUAUAUUGAGCUGCACAAAAACACAAUGAUUCUUAGUUUCAGGUGAUUAUACACUAAUGAAAACAUAAUAAUGAAUAUUAUAUUACAUGUCCCCCCUAAAUUCGACACACUUCUCCUUUAAGUCGAGGAAAAUAACCCCUGAUGAUGUCAUCAGGGUUAUCUCAGUUUAGGCUUUAGAGUUCAGAUUUUUAACAGAAAGCAUAUGUUACAAACUGGGGGUGUAAAGUUUGAAACAAACGUUUAGCAGGGCCACGUUCAGCCCACACAAAACGUAGCAACACGUUUAAAAAAAAAAAACUUAAACAGGGGUGCGUUGAACACCCUGUUGUGUGUGCAAGCGCUCUGCCUUUUUAUUACGAGUUUACAUUCAAGUCUAUAUUACAAGUUCUGCACCAUGGACGUAUUAUAUUGAGCUGCACCUCUGACUGACUCCCUAUGUAUGCACAGCACUUUAAUGUGGCGUGAAUGGCCGCAUUGCCCCCUAGGGGACAUCUGAGGUAAUGUGGCUCAAGGUUGCAUGAAGUCCUCCGAUGUAAUGUGUAAUGUAAUUAACAACCUCAGGUUAUCCAGUGAGAAAUAAAGAGAGUGAGAGAUAAAUGGGAGUGUUGCCAACAUGCCUAAAAUGAUUAAGGAAUAUAAAUUAUGAUCCUGGUGACCAAAUAUAAGUGAAGUGCACUUUCAAACUAAAUUGCCAGGUUGCACGUGUUGUCUUAAAACUGAGGUCUUGCAGAAAAUCUACACAAAAAUCAGAAGUGACUUUACAAUUGAAAAGCCAUAUCUUACACACAAAAUAACAUUCACUUAUUCAAAUUUACCAAGUUACCCCAAAUUAUAUACAGAAAAUAUUAAUGCAGCCUGUUAAUGUGCAGUUACACAUGUUAUUGAACUUUUAUCAUUAUGGUCUGAUGCUGGUAUAUAAAACUAGAAUAAGGUUAUGCUGUUUUCAAUGACAAAUGUUUAUUCCACCAAAGCACACAGAGAAGAGACCUCACUACACUAAACACUUUAAUAUGAGCAAAUUGUAAAGGUGAAACACACUAUUAUUGUUAAAUGUGUUGUAAAAUACAUAUUUAUAAAGAUUGUAUUUGUUUCUGCACAAGGUGGUUGUUCAAAUGCUUUACGUGGAGACUGAGAAGAGGCAAAACAGAGUUUCCAAGUUGAGAUUGUUGUUACUUGUAUUAACUGGAGUAUCCUGCAAAUGUGCUGGAACUUAGCUGUUGUAUCACAGUUUGUACGUAGUGUGUUCUGAGUUACUUUGCUGUUAAGUGCCACCAGUGAUGUAAGUAAGGUUUAUUUAUAUAGCACCUUUCAGAUACAAAAUCACAACCUGCUUAACAUUAAAAACAACUACACUAUAAAUGUAUGUAAAUGUAAAUGUAUGCCAUUGAAAUGUAGACUGUAAGAAUGUAUUGAUAUUAGGAUUUCCUGUUUGAUAAUAAAACAGAAACCACAAUA
Molecule: messenger RNA, 2815 nt
Organism: Perca fluviatilis (European perch)
Lineage: Eukaryota; Metazoa; Chordata; Actinopteri; Perciformes; Percidae
Product: cell wall protein DAN4-like
Exons: 5
Coding region: 173-1075 (300 amino acids)
Source: RefSeq, a predicted model, not a curated record